Messenger RNA from Siniperca chuatsi (mandarin fish), 6072 nucleotides. It is a transcript of the gene rsf1b.1, whose product is annotated as remodeling and spacing factor 1b, tandem duplicate 1. The record is from RefSeq and is a predicted model, not a curated record. Gene Ontology annotation, biological process: regulation of DNA-templated transcription. The transcript is spliced from 16 exons. The coding region runs from base 74 to 5299 and encodes 1741 amino acids. Gene Ontology annotation, cellular component: RSF complex. Lineage: Eukaryota; Metazoa; Chordata; Actinopteri; Centrarchiformes; Sinipercidae.
UUCCACGCUUUAUUUUGUUAACACCGGAAGUACUAUGUUUUAUUCCGGCUAGCUUGACACUGGUGUGGAAAAGAUGGCUGCUUCGGCGGCAACGGCGAGUUCGUCCCCCGGUUUGUGUCCAAAUUACGCCGUGAUUUGCUCCUUCCUGGAGCGGUAUGGAGCGUUGUUGGACUUACCGGAGCUCACCUUUCCUCAGCUGGAGCGAUAUCUGCAGGACACAUCCUCAGUUCCAAAGCUGCUGGUUGAUCUUCACGUCAAGUUGCUGAGGAAGAUCGGCAAGUCGGUGUCAGCAGACAGAUGGGAGAAGUAUCUAGUAAAGGUAUGCCAAGAGUGCAACACCACCUGGGCAUGGGAACUCGAACAAAAAGGAUACAAGCAGAUGCCGGUGGAGUGCAAGACGGGGAUACUUAAAUAUUUGUGCGAGUGUCAAUUUGAUGAAAACAUAAAGUUUAAAACUGCCAUCAAUGAGGAGGACCCAGAUAAAAUGCGGCUGCAGCCGAUCGGCCGGGACAAAGACGGUCAGAUGUAUUGGUUUCAACUGGAUCAAGACGACAAUGUGCGCGUUUAUGUGGAGGAACAGGACGACCUGGACGGGUCAUCGUGGAAGUGCAUCGUCAAAGAUAGAAAUGACUUGGCUGAGGUUGUGGCUCUGCUGAAGACACAAAUCGACCCGGCGCUGUUAAAAAAAGAGCAAGAACAGGAAACCAAACCUGACGGUGAAGAAGAUAAAGAGAAAGCAGAAGAAGGUGAAGUUAAAAAGAUCGAGGACACAUCAGAUGAAGACAACAAAGACUCCGACAAGGCUGUCUGUCCAGUUUCACCAAAGACAGAGAAUAAUGAAAAAGUAACACAGAAAGACGACUUGAAAUCAGAAGCUUCUGAGGCCAAAUCAUCACUGAAUGGCGUCACUGAAGACAAAACUGAAACAGAACUCUGUUCAGAAAAGCCUGCUGUGGAUCUCAGUAUCAGUACAAAAGCCCAGAACAUCAAAGAAGAGCCGAUGGAGGUGUCAGACACUAAAACAAGCACAGCAACAAGUGAACCUGCCUCUGAGACUCCAUGUAUAUCAGUAAAGCCAGAAAAGGGAGAGGAGGCCAAGAGGAACAGCGCAGAGGAGAUUCAACAAGCUCUGAAGAAUGACCAACAGGCCAAAAUCCCUUUGAAAAAAAGAGGAAUGAAGUUUAGUGAAGAAAAAGUAAAGAAUAGUGGCAUUAUAGUGCAAAACCCAUCUGUUUCUCAGGUCAAGGAAGCUCCUAAAGCUGACUCAACUCCUGAACAGACAAAGAAAGCUCAGAGUGUAAAUGAUCAUGUUAAUGGCGAGGUUCAGCCUACAUCAGAGAAAGGGCUCCAGACUCAUUUGUGCGAGUCACUAAAAGACGCUGCCGCCGACAAAGAGCAGACGAAUGAACCAGCUGCAGGUAAAUCUGUAGCAGCCAGAGAAAAUGACUCGACAUCCACAGACAAGGAUGACGUGAAAGAUAAGACGGACGAAGCUCGCAGUGUAGAGAAGGUCACAGAGGGAGUCAAAUCACACCAAGCAGACUUGGACAAGAAAAAUCUAGAUAUGCAGGUAGAAAAGGAAAGCACUGCAUCAGAAGAAAAGAAAGAAACACACAAGUCUCGCCCGCCACCAACAGAACCGCCACCUUUACCUAAAGAUGUAAAUAAUGCACUUGAGAAGUCGUCUAAUCAUGAAGAGCAUGAAAAAAUAAAAGAAUCCAAACCAGCAGAUACGAAAGAGUCUUGUACAGUAGACAAGAGGACCACAUUAAAGGAAACUAAUAAAACAUUAACAACUGGUGAGUCAGAGGAAGUCAAAUCCAAAGAAGUUGAAUCAAAAGAUUUUGAGAAAAAUGCAGCAUGUGUAGACAUGGACACGUCAGAGAUGACAGGAAAUGUAACAGACAUGAAGCAAACAGAAAAGAGGGAUGCUAAAGAAAUAGGGACAUGUGAGACUAAUGUAGAGAAAUCAGAUAACUCGGCGCUGAAAGAGAAGCCAGGAGUUGUCAAAAUAACAGAGACACAGUGUGUUGACAAAGAUCCUGCAAAGAAAUCUGUUGACUCUGAAAACGCUGUAUCACCAUCUGUUAUUAAAAAGACAGAAAUACUAAAAGACAGUGAUAAUACAGAGACCCAAGAGGCCACACAAAGUUCUAAGGUCAUUAAAAAGGCAGAGAAACCAUUAAUCAGUGAGAAAUCAGAAGAAACAUCCAACGCUAAAGAGAGUUUGGAGACUUUUGUUGUUAAAAAGCUAGACAAAUCAGAAUCAUGUAAAGGCAGAGAUGAGGCAGAGAAAGCUAGUGCCGCCUCCGAGACUAAUGCUGAAAAGACGGAGAAGACUGAAAAGACGGAGAAGACUGAGAAGACUGAAAAGAUGGAGAAGACUGAAAAGCAUGAAGAUAUAAAGAAAACUGUCAACUGUGAAGACAAAACGAUACAUGAUGUUGGCAGAAUAAGCGACUCUACGCCCGGGCCUAUGGAGGUAGAAGCAGUGGCCGUUAAACACGAUCUGACAAAGCCACAAGAGGAUGACAAAACUGAGAUAAACUCGGUUGCACAAAAGACAACAGAGGAAGCAUCUGAAGGGAAAGAUAAACCAUCCAAUACUGUUAAGAAGACAAACGUCUCUGAAGAAACUGAUAAAAAACCUGAAAGGCCAGACACAGAACAGAAAAAGGUGUCUGAAGAACAGCCUAAAAAUAUCGUGGCAGAGCAUCCGUCAUCAGACAGUAAAAAAGACGCAGACAAGGAAAAUGUAAAGGACACAGACAAUGGAAAACUUAAAAAUGACAGUGAGAAACACCCGCGUCAAGACAAAGAAGGUAAAGAGGAUUCCGCGACAGAUAAACUCUUGAAAACUGAUGAAUCAAAGGAGGAGAAACAUAAAGGUAAAGAGAGUGAAACCUCAGCCAAAAUGGAGGAAUCAACUGAAACGGAGAAAGCGAGCGACCCAAGCAAAAAAACGGACACUGAAAAGCCCACUGAAGAGGAAAGUAAAACCAAAAGUGAAGAAGAGGAGUCUGCAACAAAAAAAGAGGUGGCGAAUGGUGGGGAAGCUCCGUCAGAUGCUCGGGAGGUGGGUGCCCGUCGGAAAAUCAAGCGCCCAGCCCACCGAAGGAAAGCUGAACUUCAGAGAGAGGAGAGACACGGGGAUUCAGAGUCUGAUACGAACACGGGGAGAUCUCUCCGAAGAUCGCCGAGGAUCUCCAGGCCGACACCAAAGGCGGUAGAGAUCCAUGACAGGAAGCUGGAGAAAUCGCAGGCUGCUCCACCGGCCGAGAGGCGCGAGGAAGACAAGAGUGAAAAAGAAAAAGACGAGGAAGAGGAGGACGAGGAGGAAGAGGUGAAGGCUGUUCAAAAGAAACCAAGAGAGAAAAAGGCUGAUCAGGGUGGUCAGCCCAAACCUAAGGGGCGAAAGAGACGGAAGAAUCGGUGGUCCAACACACGAACGCGUCGUAAAAAGAAAGACUCCGAAGAUGAAGACGACAACAGCAACGAGGAGUCCAGUGAAGAGGAGGAGACUGAGGAAGAGGAUGACAGCGACGAAGACUACAAGGUCGAGCGAAGCAGAAAGAGGCGGAAUCGUAACCGCGAAAGGCGAAGCUCGGACUCCUCGACAUCCUCAGACGACGACCUACCUCCAAAUGACGACCCCUGCAAACAUUGUGGUCUUCCAAAUCACCCUGAGCUGAUCUUACUGUGUGAUUCGUGCGACAGCGGGUACCACACCGCCUGUCUGAGGCCUCCCCUCAUGAUCAUCCCCGACGGAGAAUGGUUCUGUCCACCGUGUCAACAUAAGCUUCUCUGUGACAAAUUAGAAGAGCAGCUCCAAAAUCUCGACGCUGCUUUGAAAAAGAAGGAACGGGCUGAGAGAAGGAAAGAGCGUCUAAUUUAUGUUGGAAUCAGUGUUGAAAACAUCAUCGCGCCCUCAGCGGAGGUAGAGGAGGAAAAGCCAGAGAUCAUAAUCAAAGAGAAGAAAGAACCAAAGCGAAGUAAGAGCUGGGGUCGAAGGUCUACGAGGGCGAAGAAAUCCAUCAGCUACAGAUUUGAUGAAUUCGAUGAGGCGAUCGAGGAGGCAAUUGAGGAAGACAUCAAAGAAGCCGAGGGCGGAGGAGCUGGUCGGGGUAAAGACAUGGCCAACAUCACAGGCCACAGAGGAAAGGAUAUGUCCGCCAUCCUCCAAGGAGAGGAGGGCAAGGAGAACGGCCGCCCGCCACGACCCACCACCGGUCAGCGCAGGAAAAAACGCCGGCGACUCAAUGACCUGGACAGUGACAGCACCGUGGACGAGGAGGAAAGUGAAGAAGAGUUUCGCCUCACUGAAAGCUCGGAAGAAGAGUUUGUUGUAUCAGAUAAUGACACGGAGGGUGAAACAGAGGCGGACUCCAACAACAGCGACUUUGGCAGCAACAGCAGUGGUAAGCAUCGCUCUUCUUCGCGGACCAAGAAGCCACCGAAGCGACGACGAAGCUCCAGAAAGCGGCGGAGACCGAGAGGGUACUCGGAUGAUGAAGAAGAGGAGACUGAUGAGGAAGAUGAAGAUGAAAUAGUGACUGAAGGGUCCAGUGAGUUCAGCGACAGUGAUCUGGAUGUGAGUCGACGGCGGUCUCGGCGGAGUCAGAAGAAGCAGGUGAACUACUGUGAGACGUCCGAGUCCGAAGGCUCUCAGGCAGAAACCAACCGGGCCAAAAUGAAAGCCAGACGUCGCCAGGACAGCUCCGACAGCGAGGCGAGUUUCUCCAGAGACUCUGAGGAGGAGUCGAGGGAUCGGAGGGUGAAGAGGAGAGCCGACUCCUCGGAGGAAGAUUCCCGGCAGCGGCGCAGGCGGCUUGCACUAAAACGCAGGAGAGCCUCUGAAGAGGACGACUCGGACGAUGACUCGGACGAAUCAUCGGAGGAGGAUCGUCCCAUCCGUAAACGGGUGAACCGCAUCGACUCAGAUGACUCGGACGACGAGGAACAGGAGGAGAAACUGAAGGAGAAGAAAGCAGCAGAAAAAACAGACGAGGAGUCAAAGGGAACAAACCCAGCGGACUGUAAUCCGGUGGAGCUGCCACCCACCAACGGACAGAGCCCAAUAAAGAGUCUCGGGGGCCUCAUCAGCCGGCCCGCUGCCGCCGCCACUCCAGGCCCCAUCCCACAGCUGGAGCCACCCAAAAACAUCAGUGGCACGCCAGCUGCCGCCAUAGCACCAAACGGUCUGGUUGGCCAGGAGAUGGCAGCACCGGAGGAUGAUGAAGACGACCUGUUAGGAGUCACAGACCUAGUGGACUACGUCUGCAAUAACGAAGACUUGUAAAAACAAAAUGGUGUACUGUUUCAUUUUUUGUGGUAUUGUAUUUUUAUAUUGCUUAACUUUAUUAUUCCCUCCCCCACCAACUCUUCCUCGUCGUCCUUUUUACUUGUGUCAUCUGGAGCUUGAGUCUCAGCAAUCUCUGCUACAGUAAGAACUGGAUCCCCGCCACCAGUCUAAUGCUGUCCCUGUGGGAUUGUACAACAAUAAGGGCACCAAACUAUCAACUCUUAUUUGUUUGGUAUUAAUCAGUUUACCUGCAAACUAACCACAUCAUCCAGCUCCACUGCCAAACCACCUCCUUCCUCUAAAAACGUGUCAGUCAUUUCUCCUGUCACAUCGUCCCGUUUUUUAUUUUGUUACAUCCAACAUUUCUACAAAUUUUAGCUCCUGUACUCGUCUACAUUGAUGGAAAAUUGGCACUGAAAUUAUUUAUUGUGUGGGAAAUAGUUUAAGAUUGCCUAUUUGAAUGCUAAAUGACCGUGAGUAGGGCUGAUAUUAUAACUGCGAUAUAAUUCACAAUAAAUGGGAAUGAUCUUUUUUACAUCACAAUUUUCAUUUUCACUGAAAAAACUUAGGUUUUCUCAUGUUUUCUUACAUCUGGAGAACAAGAUUUGUAGGCCAGGGCAUCUCUGCAGCACUAUGGUACUUCAUUAUAAUGCUGUUUUGUCACACAUUUGACCUUUUAUCUAAAUAUUGCAGUUUCUGCGAUUUGGAUAUUGUAAUUGCCAUAUUGCGAUUAAUUGUGCCACCCGAGAGUAAACUAAGUCAUUCCAUAA